GAAAGUGACAAUAUUAGAGGACCCUGAUCAGAAUAUUCACCUGAAAAACUUGUCUCUCCAUCAGGCAACCACAGAAGAAGAAGCUCUGAAUUUGCUUUUUUUAGGAGACACCAACAGAAUGAUUGCAGAGACACCUAUGAACCAAGCUUCCACCCGUUCCCACUGCAUUUUUACUAUUCAUUUGUCAAGCAAGGAGCCAGGUUCUACAACUGUGCGACAUGCCAAACUCCAUUUGGUUGAUCUGGCUGGUUCAGAGCGAGUUGCAAAGACUGGAGUAGGGGGCCAGCUUCUAACAGAGGCCAAGUAUAUCAACUUGUCACUUCAUUUCUUGGAACAGGUUAUCAUUGCCCUUUCAGAAAAACACCGCUCACACAUUCCUUAUAGGAACUCCAUGAUGACCAGUGUCCUAAGAGACAGUUUGGGAGGGAACUGCAUGACAACUAUGAUUGCAACACUCUCUUUGGAGAAGAGGAAUAUUGAUGAGUCUAUAUCUACCUGCAGAUUUGCACAACGAGUAGCACUUAUAAAGAAUGAAGCUGUUCUUAAUGAAGAAGUUGAUCCCAGAUUGGUGAUUAUACGCCUACAGAAGGAAAUCCAGGAACUGAAGGAUGAACUGGCCAUUGUCACUGGAGAGCGGAAAACAGAGGCACUCACAGAAGCAGAACUCCUUCAGCUGGAAAAACUAAUAACAUCCUUUUUGGAAGACCAGGAUCCAGAGCGCAGACUGGAGGUUGGCGCCGACAUGCGUAAAAUUCAUCACUGUUUUCAUCAUUUAAAGAAACUAUUGAAUGACAAGAAGAUCCUUGGAAAGAGUAACGUCUCCUCUGAAAGCAAAAACCAAGACUGCCAUGAACCACUACAAGAGGAAGAAUUUAAAAAACUACGAGAUAUUCUAAAGCAGAGAGAUAAUGAAAUCAGUAUCCUUUAUGAAGUGAUGAGAAAUUUUCUCUGUAUUGACUUGAAAGUG
Molecule: messenger RNA, 967 nt
Organism: Carlito syrichta (Philippine tarsier)
Lineage: Eukaryota; Metazoa; Chordata; Mammalia; Primates; Tarsiidae
Product: kinesin-like protein KIF6
Exons: 7
Biological process (GO): microtubule-based movement; mitotic spindle organization
Molecular function (GO): microtubule binding; ATP binding; microtubule motor activity
Source: RefSeq, a predicted model, not a curated record